Messenger RNA from Phascolarctos cinereus (koala), 1428 nucleotides. It is a transcript of the gene BTG2, whose product is annotated as BTG anti-proliferation factor 2. Lineage: Eukaryota; Metazoa; Chordata; Mammalia; Diprotodontia; Phascolarctidae. The record is from RefSeq and is a predicted model, not a curated record. Gene Ontology annotation, cellular component: cytoplasm; nucleus. Gene Ontology annotation, biological process: negative regulation of cell population proliferation.
AAGGAAGAGACAGGCUACAAGUCCGGGCAGAGCAGGAGCCUUGGUGGUGCUGACGGUUUGGAAGUCAACUCAGCUGGAAUCCCCCAGAGUAGUGGCUGGUCCAGCCUGGCGAACUCUCCCCAUCCCGCUGCCGCUGGGACCAGCUUCACAACCCCCGCCGCCACUCUCAGAGACAGUGCGCCCGAGAUGAGUCAGACCCUCUGGACCGGGAAGAGAGCAGACAUGCUCCCGGAGAUCGCCGCCGCCGUGGGUUUCCUCUCGAGCCUGUUGAGGACCCGGGGCUGUGUAAGCGAACAGAGGCUGCAAGUUUUCAGCGGGGCCCUUCAAGAGGCACUCACAGAGCACUAUAAACACCAUUGGUUCCCAGAAAAACCAUCCAAAGGUUCAGGCUACCGCUGCAUCCGAAUCAACCACAAGAUGGACCCCAUCAUCAGCAAGGUAGCCAGGCAGAUUGGACUCAGCCUGCCCCAGCUGUACCGCCUGCUGCCCAGCGAGUUGACCCUUUGGGUAGACCCCUAUGAAGUGUCCUACCGAAUUGGAGAAGAUGGAUCAAUUUGUGUCCUCUAUGAGGAAGGGCCCACUCCGUCCUCUUACGGACUCCUCACUUGCAAGAACCAAAUCAUGCUGGGCCAGAGCAGCCAGUCAAAGAACUAUGUGAUGGCGGUCUCCAGUUAAGAUCCCUACUACUGCCUCCCCCACCCGCAGCAAUCUACUGUAUUCAUUCAGCCGUGACAACAGGCUACUGCAUACCUCAACUUGGGGAAUCAUAUUUUUAAAUGAAGAGUUAUUUAUAUAUAUUUUUUUUAAAAAAGAGGGGGAAAAAAACCAAAAUUUUUUUUUUAAAGAAAAAAAUAUCCUUACUUAGUGAGAGCUGCUUGGAAGUGGCCUCCUAUGGUGCCUUUGGAAAGAAAUUUUGUGAGCCUGAGUGUCUUGAAGCCAGUAUCUGCCAAUGGGAGAGGUAGCAGUUUAGGUGUAUGGACUUGGCAGGAUGAGAUGAUGGUAGGGUUGGGGAAGGUAUAGGGUAGGAGCCUGGUCAGCACCCCAGGGAAAACAAGAAGAUCUAUGGUUAGCAACUGUGAAUGAGAAAGAUCAGGGUCUACCCUGGGUGGGAGAAGGGUACAGGAGAAUUUCAAUUUAUAGCCUCCUAUACCCACAGCCAGGGUUCCAAGAACCUGAUCCUUUUUUGCUAAGAGGCAUUCAAGCCUAAACUUUUGAAAUGCUAUGUUACCUAUCUUUCCUUUCUUUUUUUUUUAUUUUCUUCUCUUUUUCUUCCCCUCUCUGAUGAGAUCAUGGGCAGGAAACAAAAGGGCAGCUUCCUUAUUCCUCCUGCCUGGAUCAACUUUUCUUGAAAUUAAGAAAUUGUCCUGAUAAUAUGCUCAGGGUCUGGAAGGUUUUGACAUCUCAGCUGUGAUUUCUAAGUCUUUGGGG